Messenger RNA from Ruditapes philippinarum (Manila clam), 2696 nucleotides. RefSeq names its product probable G-protein coupled receptor CG31760. The transcript has 12 exons. The record is from RefSeq and is a predicted model, not a curated record. The coding region runs from base 1 to 2004 and encodes 667 amino acids. Gene Ontology annotation, molecular function: G protein-coupled receptor activity. Gene Ontology annotation, cellular component: membrane. NCBI's taxonomy places the organism in Eukaryota, Metazoa, Mollusca, Bivalvia, Venerida, Veneridae. Gene Ontology annotation, biological process: G protein-coupled receptor signaling pathway.
AUGCUUUGGGCCAGUUCCUUGGAGUUUGGGGAGCCUGGUGUGUACUUUAUCUGGGCCUGCAGCUUUGCGUGGCUUAAGUCCAAGAAGAAGCUUGAGGACACCCUUCUCUUUCACAUUACAGCGGUUGAGCUUCAAACUGUUAACCAAGCCUUGGAGUAUGUGAACCAGAUACGGGAAGAGACAUGUGGAGCCGGAACUGGGGAAGUUCUUCCUUUACAAUUUGACGUCACAGUCUGGAAUCAAUACACAGACCCAGCUGUUAGAACAGCAAAUUUACUGUCCAAGGUUAUUGCCAUCAACAAUGGGACGCUCGAUUACAUCGACGACGAACUGUUCUUUCUUCUCGUACGAAACAAUGUACACGGGGAUACAGUGAUAUAUGGCUCGGGUAUUGGACUAGAAAAGGGUGUUUACAGUAAGUACGACAGUUUUUGUCCCUAUGCGUACAAGAAAAAUGGAACUGUUAGAGCGCAUGAUAUAGCCAUUAACUAUGACUACCAAGACACGUAUACACCCUGGUGGACGGAGAUCAAAGCGAAGAAUUUUGAUAACGUUCCUAUAGUUAAAGAUGUGGUUAUGUAUAGAGAAGGAGACGACCAUCUUCGUCCAGAACGUGCAGUCUCUUAUCCAGUGGCAAAAACAACAGAUGGCUACUGGACUGUACCAUAUUUUGAUUGUGGUGGUGGUAACGUCUGGAUGGUGACAUACGUAGCUCCUCUUCUAAAAGAACAUAACGGUUCUGUUGUGUUUCAAGGGAUAGCAUCUAUAGACAUUGAAUUGACGCACAUUGACAUUAACCAAUGUGAUGUUGAAGAAGGUGCCGUAUCUUCUGGCCUUGAUGUAUUUCGAUCAACACACAGAUGUCAGCCUACAACCACUUGUGUCGCUAUAAAUGGGCAAGGUUUUGUGACAGGUGCUUACAAUUGCCAUUGUAACGAUGGAUAUUAUUUUCCUCGGAAAACAAAUGAAACUAAAGCGUACUCUGGAACAGAAUUAGAUGAUUAUGUCCGAAGGUUUGGAGAAGUCAAAUCGGGAAUGUUCCAGUGCGCUGCGUGCGCAACUGGAUGUGACACGUGUGUUGACAGUUCUCCAUGUGUGCAAGAAUAUGAAAUUCAUCUGAAAAUCAUUCUUUUAGCUUGUACAUCGUUAACUGUAAUCGGUAUCGUGUCCGUUGCGAUUGUAACUUACUUUUACAAAGAUAACAAGUUUUUUACAACUUAUUUCACAUCAACUGUUUUGGUAUGCACAAUACGCAUCUGGCCGCAGCAUAUCGGUUUCUUUAUUCUGUAUGGAUCUCUGGUUGUAAAGACAUGGAGAAUUUCUGCAAUAUUUACUGUGGGUGCUGGGAAGAGAGUGUACCUUCCAGAUAAGGCUCUUUAUCAACGGCUAGGUCUUAUGAUGGGUUUUGUUGUUAUAGUUCUUGCCGCAUGGACUGUAGGUAAACCACCAGUAAUUCAAAAAAUUAAGACAUCCGAUGAUCUUCUCUUUUAUAUUUGCAACUAUGGACCAAUGGAAUACGCCGUUAUUUCAGCUGAAAUACUGCUCCUAUUGUAUGGCGUGUACCUUUGCUUCACAACAAGAAAAGUACCAUCACAGUUCAAUGACAAAUUCAUGACGUAUGCGAUAUACAACGCAAUAAUUCUUGGAAUUUUCAUGACAUUCAUGUCUCGUCUGCUCAUAACAGUUAUCGGGCCUGAUAUGUCUCUAGUGUUUCAAUUUCUCCAACUCCAAGUGUUUGCUUCAAUUACUCUUCUUAUCAUUUUUGUUCCAAAGUUUAUAGCUGUCAGAAAGGCAAAGGAAACUGGCGAUCAGAAUAACACAUUCUCUAGUCUCAACGGCCAAGGAUUCGGAAAAGGUCGAUUUACAAAGCAGUUAUCAUCCGCGCUGGAUUUGAAUGUGAACUUUCUUAAAUUCCUAGUGGAAGCCACAAAUAAAUCAACACAAACAGACGACACAUUAGAAAGCGAGGGUGCCACUUACACAACAGUCGACGACACAAAGUAGUUCUUUGGUUUUGAGAUUAAAAAUAAAUAUAUAUAAUUUGAAACAUCGAAUCAUAUAUCAUAAAUUGUUGUAAUGCAAUAAUGUCACUUUUCACAAUGUUCCUGUGAACUAAUUGCAUAAUUAAACUUAAUGUUAUUUUUGAACUGAUGAUACAUAGACAUUUAGUAAAUUUGUAUAAAAAGUUCAUAUAGACAGUAUGUAAUUAUGGUGUUUUAUUGUGCACGAAUCAUUUCAGGUUAUCCUCACAUUUACAUUAGUUUGCCUAAAGCAACUCCACCGAGGUCCAAAAAGGUUAUAACAUAAAAUUUGAAUUUCUUAUAUAAAUCAGCAAGGGGUUAUAAAAACAGACAUGCAAAUGAUAAUCAAGAAAUAUACUCAGAAAUAAAUUGAAACUCGUAUGUCUAUGCUAUUCUUAGCGAUAUUUAAGUGAAAACCGUUGCAACGCUUUUCAUUUUUUGUAAAGUAAAAUUAAUUUUACAACACUUGAAACUAUGUUGAAUUGAUGUAACAUUUACACAUUUACAUGAAUUGCGUAUACCGGUAAUUUGUAAAAUAUAUAUUAUGAUAACUUGAAUUUACAAUAUACAGUUUAAAAUUCCAGAUAUCACAAAUGUUGUUGAUUUUGUUUGCUUUAAGUACUUGAUAUUCAUAAAUGAUUAUUCUACUUUGACAUAUUUCAUGAAUUGAGCCAC